Octopus bimaculoides (California two-spot octopus) is the source of this 336-nucleotide messenger RNA. RefSeq lists its product as uncharacterized. The record is from RefSeq and is a predicted model, not a curated record. Lineage: Eukaryota; Metazoa; Mollusca; Cephalopoda; Octopoda; Octopodidae.
AUGGAGAAAACUCAUCAGCUUUUUCAUGAGGAUCACUGGAGGACAAACAACAACAUUGCUGAUGUGGUUGGUCUGUUGUAUGGAUCCAUGCAGGCAAUCGUAACGUCUGAAUUGAACACGUGGCAUAUCUCUGCCAAGUUUGUCUCUCGCCUGCAGACCACUGAGCUGAAAGAAUAUCCAGCUGGUGUCUAUCAAGAUCUUCGUCAAUGUGCUGCUGACAACCCAUCCUUCACAUCAAGGAUCAUCACCAGUGACAAGAAUUGGGUCUACAGGUAUGACCCUGAGAUGAAACAGCAGCCAAAGAGCCCUUCAUCUCCACAACAGAAGAAGGCAUGA